UAUAUGAGGCGCCGCGGGGCCGGGGGAGCCGCCAUUGUCGCCGCCGCCGCGCUCGCGACAGCGCUCACGCCUUAAAGGGGCCGCGCCACCGACUCGUCCAGCAAGACCGGGUGGGGCCCACCGCUCCGGAAACCGACACCGCGCCCAGCCCGACCCGCGCCGCCACCAUGAGGGAGAUCGUCCACAUCCAGGCGGGCCAGUGCGGCAACCAGAUCGGGGCCAAGUUCUGGGAGGUGAUCAGCGACGAGCAUGGCAUCGACCCCACCGGCACCUACCACGGCGACAGCGACCUCCAGCUCGACCGCAUCAGCGUCUACUACAACGAGGCCACCGGGGGUAAGUAUGUGCCAAGAGCCAUCUUGGUGGACCUGGAGCCGGGCACCAUGGACUCCGUGCGCUCAGGACCCUUCGGGCAGAUCUUCCGGCCGGACAACUUUGUUUUUGGCCAGAGCGGCGCAGGCAACAACUGGGCCAAGGGCCACUACACGGAGGGGGCCGAACUGGUGGACUCGGUCCUGGACGUGGUGAGGAAGGAAGCGGAGAGCUGCGACUGCCUGCAGGGCUUCCAGUUGACCCACUCGCUGGGUGGUGGCACCGGUUCCGGCAUGGGGACCCUCCUCAUCUCCAAGAUCCGUGAGGAAUAUCCCGACCGCAUCAUGAACACCUUCAGCGUUGUCCCGUCCCCCAAGGUGUCCGACACGGUGGUGGAACCCUACAACGCCACCUUGUCUGUCCACCAGCUGGUGGAGAACACGGACGAGACCUACUGCAUCGACAACGAGGCCCUCUACGACAUCUGCUUCCGCACCCUGAAGCUGACCACGCCCACCUACGGUGACCUCAACCACCUCGUCUCGGCCACCAUGAGCGGCGUCACCACCUGCCUGCGUUUCCCCGGUCAACUCAACGCUGAUCUCCGCAAGUUGGCCGUCAACAUGGUGCCCUUCCCACGCCUCCACUUCUUCAUGCCCGGCUUCGCCCCCUUGACGUCACGCGGCAGCCAGCAGUACCGCGCCCUCACCGUCCCCGAGCUCACCCAGCAGGUCUUCGACGCCAAAAACAUGAUGGCCGCCUGCGACCCCCGUCACGGCCGUUACCUCACGGUGGCCGCCGUCUUCCGAGGCCGCAUGUCCAUGAAGGAGGUGGACGAGCAGAUGCUCAACGUGCAGAACAAGAACAGCUCGUACUUCGUGGAGUGGAUCCCCAACAACGUCAAGACGGCCGUGUGCGACAUCCCGCCGCGGGGUCUCAAGAUGGCCGUCACCUUCAUCGGCAACAGCACGGCCAUCCAGGAGCUCUUCAAGAGGAUCUCGGAGCAGUUCACGGCCAUGUUCCGGCGCAAAGCCUUCCUCCACUGGUACACGGGCGAGGGCAUGGACGAGAUGGAGUUCACCGAGGCCGAGAGCAACAUGAACGACCUCGUCUCCGAGUACCAGCAGUACCAGGACGCCACCGCCGAAGAGGAGGAGGACUUCGGUGAGGAGGCCGAAGAGGAGGCUUGAGGGUUGGUCAUCCUAGUCCCUUCGCUGCCAUCUUCCUCAUCCUCGGAGAGCCCUCGUUCCUUCAGCGUUGUCCUCGGAGAGCCCUCGUCCUUCGCCGCCGCCGUCUUCGGAGAGCCCUCGUCCUUCCACAGUUGUGCUUGGAGAGCCCUCGGCCUUCAGCAGCAUCGUCCUUGUCCUUCAUCAUCCUCAGCCUUCAGCAGUGUCCUCGAAGAGCCCUUGGUCUUCAUCGUCCUUGGUCUUCAUCAGCGUCCUCGAAAGAGCCCUUGGUCUUCAUCAUUGUCUUCGACCUUCAUCAGUGUCCUCGGAGAGCCCUUGGUCUUCAUUGCUGUCACCAGAAAGCACUUGGCCAUCGUCAUCGUCAUUGGAGAGCCCGUGUCACCGUCUUCAGAGAGUCCUUGUUCUUCAGUGUGUGGUCCUCGGAGAGCUCUUGGCCUUCGUCAUUGUCACCGGAGAGCUCUUGGCCUUCGUCAUCGUCCCCAACGAGCUGUUGCCCUUCACCGUCGUCACCAGAAAGCCCUCGGCCUUCGUCAUUGUCACUGAAAAGCUCUUGGUCUUCACCGUCGUCACCAGAAAGCUCUUGGCCUUCAUCACGGUUGUCCGCAGAGCCCUCGGCCUUCACCGUUGUCACUGGAGCGCUCUUGGCCUUCGUCAUCGUCAUCCUCGGAGAGCCCGAAGCCUUUGUCAUCAUUCUUGGAGAGUCCUUGGUCUUCACCGCCGUCAUCGUCACCAGAGAGUCCUCGUCCCUCAUCGUGGUCACGAGAGUCCUUCCUCAUCGUCACCAGAGAGUCCCACCCCGUCCUUCAUCAUGGUCACCGAAGAGCCCUUGUCCUUCAUCGUCGUCACCGGAGUCCUCCUCCUGCCUCGUGAAGAGUCCCCACCCUUCGUCAUCGUCACCCGAGCGCCCCCGUCCUUCACAAUCACGUUCGGCACCAGAGUCCCCACCCCGUCGCUGUCGUCACUGUCACCAGAUGGCCCCUGUCACUGCAGAGCCACCGGCCCCUCCGUGUCACCCCCCUCGUCCCCACGCCCCCCCCCCCACCGCCGGGGGUGACAUCACCACUAAAUUAUUGCAGCCCCCGGGCACCAAUUCGCCCCCGUUUCCACCCAAAACCACCAACCACUCCAGCUGCGGGGGGGCUCCCGGGUGGCCCCGGCCCUCGUUGUCCCCAGCUGGGGGCUCUCCUGUCCCCUCCGUGUCCCCUCCGUGUCCCCUCCCGAAUCCAUCCUGGUUUGGUUCAUUUUUUUUUUUCCCUUUUUAAAGCUUUUUUUCGUGUCCCCCCCCCCCCCUCCUUUUUUUUUUUUCUUUUUUUUUUUUUUUUUUCAUAUUGAAAAGCCGCCCCCGGGCGAGGAAUAAACCCGGGAUGUAAAGCCA
Chroicocephalus ridibundus (black-headed gull) is the source of this 2874-nucleotide messenger RNA. RefSeq names its product tubulin beta class I (gene TUBB). NCBI's taxonomy places the organism in Eukaryota, Metazoa, Chordata, Aves, Charadriiformes, Laridae. Gene Ontology annotation, biological process: microtubule cytoskeleton organization; mitotic cell cycle. Bases 168 to 1502 code for a protein of 444 amino acids. The transcript is spliced from 4 exons. Gene Ontology annotation, molecular function: structural constituent of cytoskeleton; GTP binding; GTPase activity. Gene Ontology annotation, cellular component: microtubule; cytoplasm. The record is from RefSeq and is a predicted model, not a curated record.